Messenger RNA from Striga hermonthica, 1473 nucleotides. The record is from the annotation of a GenBank genome assembly. NCBI's taxonomy places the organism in Eukaryota, Viridiplantae, Streptophyta, Magnoliopsida, Lamiales, Orobanchaceae.
AUGGCUGAGCAAUCCCCGAAGAAGCUGACCAGAAUCGGGCUCGCGGGCCUCGCCGUCAUGGGCCAGAAUUUAGCCCUCAACAUCGCCGAGAAAGGCUUCCCCAUCUCCGUCUACAACCGGACCACAUCCAAAGUCGACGAGACCGUCGAGCGGGCCAAGGCCGAGGGCAACCUCCCCGUCCUCGGCUUCCACGACCCAGAAUCCUUCGUCAAGUCGAUCCAGAAGCCCCGCGUCGUCAUCAUGCUCGUCAAGGCGGGCCCGCCCGUCGACCAGACGAUCGAGACCCUCUCGGCCUACUUAGAGCCCGGCGACUGCAUCGUCGAUGGGGGCAACGAGUGGUACGAAAACACCGAGAGGCGUGAGAAAGCCGUCUUGAGCAAAGGUCUGUUGUACCUCGGGAUGGGCGUCUCGGGCGGCGAGGAAGGUGCCCGAAACGGGCCCUCACUCAUGCCCGGUGGGUCCCACGAGGCUUACAAAUACAUCGAGGACAUCAUUGUAAAAGUGGCAGCCCAAGUUCCCGAUAGUGGGCCUUGCGUGACCUACGUCGGGAAAGGCGGGUCGGGUAAUUUCGUGAAAAUGAUCCACAACGGGAUCGAAUAUGGGGACAUGCAGCUGAUUGCCGAGGCGUACGACGUUUUGAAAUCUGUUGGGAAGCUCUCGAAUGACGAGCUGAGAGCCGUUUUCUCCGAGUGGAACAGAGGGGAGCUGCAGAGCUUCUUGAUCGAAAUAACGGCCGAUAUUUUCGGGAUCAAGGAUGAUAAAGCGGACGGUUUUUUGGUCGACAAGGUACUCGACAAAACCGGGAUGAAGGGCACCGGGAAGUGGACCGUGCAGCAAGCGGCCGAGUUAUCGGUUGCUGCCCCCACGAUCGAGGCCUCGUUGGAUUCGAGAUUCUUGAGUGGGCUGAAGGAGGAAAGAAUCGAGGCUGCUAAGGUUUUUAAAUCGGGCGGUUUUGGAGAUAUUUUGACCGACCAGCCAGUCGACAAGGAACAGUUGGUUCAUGAUGUGAGGCAAGCACUUUACGCAUCGAAAAUCUGCAGUUACGCGCAGGGGAUGAAUUUGAUACGUGCAAAGAGUAUCGAAAAAGGCUGGGACUUGAAGCUGGGGGAAUUGGCCCGGAUUUGGAAAGGGGGAUGUAUUAUUCGGGCCAUUUUCUUGGACCGUAUCAAACGGGCCUAUGACAGGAACCCGGAUCUUGCGAACCUGCUGGUGGACCCAGAGUUUGCAAAGGAGAUUAUCGAGAGGCAAGCGGCUUGGAGGAGGGUCGUUUGUUUAGCCAUCAACUCGGGCAUUAGCACGCCUGGUAUGUCUGCUAGCCUUGCUUAUUUCGAUACGUACAGAAGGGAGAGGUUGCCGGCUAAUUUGGUGCAGGCACAGAGGGAUUAUUUCGGGGCACACACGUACGAGCGUGUGGAUGUGCCCGGGUCAUUCCACACCGAGUGGUUCAAGAUUGCGAAAAAUAUCGGUAACUGA